Molecule: messenger RNA, 824 nt
Organism: Drosophila guanche
Lineage: Eukaryota; Metazoa; Arthropoda; Insecta; Diptera; Drosophilidae
Exons: 2
Coding region: 96-572 (158 amino acids)
Source: RefSeq, a predicted model, not a curated record
AAUUUUGUUUUGCAAUAAUUAUCCUUCGCUCGCAAAUCGAGAGCGUACAGGUGUAGGCCUUUGAUUCAAAUUUUCAUAUUGGUUUAGCUGAGAAAAUGCCACCCAAGAAACGCAUUUGCAGGGACCACCAACUUCCGUUGGACGACGGGCCCGUGCCCGAGUACAAACGCCGUCCGACAUAUGUCCAAAAUCAAUUGCGCAAAAUACGCCAGAGCUCUGCGCGCGUGCAGCCACCCGCAGCCGAGGAAAGUGUCACCACAGCUAGCCCAGAAGUCGCUGAGGAUAUUCGCAAGCCUGUGGCUACACAGCUAUCACGGAAGGUUCUCAGACAAAUUAAUUGUAACACUAAAAUGGAUCCGGCUUUGUCGCGCUUACUUGCUGCUGCCGAUAUGACGACCGAGGAAAUACGCGCCGAGCGCAUCAACCAGACCAAGAAGGAUCGCCUCAAGUAUCUGAUGGGGAAGGUCAAUGCGGAGACCCCACCACCUUGGCAUGAAGCCACAAACAUUUGGUACGAAAUCGUUCAACUGGAGAACAGCAUCGACGAGUACAAGCAGAAAGUAGCCAAGUAGAAACAAGAAUCAAACACCAAGGACUGUCAAACGACUUCCACAGCCACCAGAUGUGAGCGCCAAGCACCAAUUACCUGAGUGUAAUACACACACUAAACACUAAACACUAAAGACUAAUCACUAAACACUAAACAAAUGUACACAUAAAUAUUAGCAAAUAAUUGUAAAAGGUUUCAUUGGUGUAUUAGAGCCAAGCCAGCCCUAUUAUAUUGCUCGGGAGUUGAAGCUCCGAGCGGGCGCUUUAGCUCUGAA